Molecule: messenger RNA, 1584 nt
Organism: Chondrus crispus (carragheen)
Lineage: Eukaryota; Rhodophyta; Florideophyceae; Gigartinales; Gigartinaceae
Exons: 1
Coding region: 1-1584 (527 amino acids)
Source: RefSeq, a predicted model, not a curated record
AUGGUUAAUUCUCUCGUUGGUUUCGAAGAAGAGCAAGCAAUAGCGUCAUUGCUUCUCAACUGCCUUGCGCAGGGUCUAGAUCCUGAAGAGUGUACCUUUCAUCUGGAGCGCAAUGUGGUGGAUUUCUUUCAGGUUCGUGACCGCAGACCAAGUCACGCAAUCUCUCCUGUUGUCUUGGAAGCAAUUGCGACGCUAGCGACAACUCAUCCUGCGUCGAAGCCUCGCACCCUUUCCUGUUUAUUAGUGCUUGGAGCAGCUUCCGUUUCGUCUUGGAACUCUAUCACAACAUCGAAGAUUUUCGAUAUGCAUCCGGAGCUGUUCCAGCUACUCUCAUCGUUCAUCGCAGGUAGCAACCCGCUCUUUCAGUUCUUAUCAGGCGAGAUUAAACAAACCAUAUCAUCCGCUUUCAUUGAUCUAUCGAAGUACGGCACACAUGCAGAGUUUGGCCGCUUAAAAACGCUCCCAUCCACCCCAGUGUCGCUUGCUAUAUCUGAAUUUGCGAGAAACGUGAAUAGUCACAACUCUGUACUAACUGACGUUCUGCAGUGUUUACCCUUUGACACGUUAGAGUCUAUUCCGGAUGACAACUGGGUUCAGGUUUUGGACCUUGCUCUGGAGCACAACAUCAACACAAAAUGGGUGAAACUUCGAAGUAUGCUUGGUUUAUCGCGAAAUACCGCAGCGAGAGCUGAAUUGCUGCGGAUCAUACGGAAACAUCCAGAAAGUGGAAUCUCACAUCACGUGGGAUGGUGCAAUUUAGUCGCACUGCGUGAAUUCGCGCCCCUUUCCAUUGAAAAGAUUUUCUCUUCGCUAAAAGACAUUGAUACCAUUGAAAAGGCUUAUCAACUUGUGAGAAGGAAUCGUUUAGAUGGAGAUGAGAAAAGUGUGAAAACUGCGGCGUCUAUUUGGAUGACUGAGAAAAAUCACCAUCUCGUUGCAUCUGCUUAUAUAGCAGCGCCGUCGGCGCUAAUCAAUUUAGCGAGCAACAGUAACGAUGUGUUCCUUGCUCUCAAGGAUAUCCCCGAAACAUUUUGCUCACCGAUUGAUGUGGUCAUGGAUGGUCAUUUGCUUGAUCUUUUGUCAACCGUACCAGAGUUUUCUCGCCUCUUACGUCGCAAAAGGGCGCAAGGCGAGAAGAGCUCCCUGCUAGGACUGAAGCGCAUCGCAAUGAUUCAUCCAUACCUGUUUGCUCGUCGAUUACCAUGCCUUCUUAGUUCGGGUCGAACUGUGUUGUAUGGGUUGAGCAAUCCCGCAGCGCGAUACGAAGAGGUAUGCCUAUGCAUGCUGGAGAUAGUGCUUGAGACUAUUUGCAGCUUGCCAUUAAUGUGUGUUGAUACGACUGAAGUCGAAAAAUUCAUUGUUGAAACAAUGGAAUUCGUACUGGAAGAGAACCGUGCGGUCAACGGUGUGCCAGAUAUGUUUUUGGCCUUGGUCCUGGUUACCUUCAAGGCAGUAAGCUUCCUGGCCGGUAUGAUGAAGAGUACUCGAGUUUGUGACUUGAUCAAAAAAGUUGUAUUAGGACAAGGCACAAGCGAGCGUAUAAGGGAGGCAGCAGAGGUUUGUUUAAAAUGUACUGAUAUUUGA